This is a messenger RNA of Vitis riparia (riverbank grape), 1752 nucleotides long. RefSeq names its product protein EXPRESSION OF TERPENOIDS 1-like. The transcript has 2 exons. Gene Ontology annotation, molecular function: DNA-binding transcription factor activity; DNA binding. Gene Ontology annotation, cellular component: nucleus. Lineage: Eukaryota; Viridiplantae; Streptophyta; Magnoliopsida; Vitales; Vitaceae. Bases 299 to 1261 code for a protein of 320 amino acids. Gene Ontology annotation, biological process: positive regulation of DNA-templated transcription. The record is from RefSeq and is a predicted model, not a curated record.
UUCCGUGCUAUUAUUGCUUGAAAGUUGAAACAAUAGAAAGAGAAUUGAAGUGAGUCAAGAGAGGAUUCACCGUUUCUCUAUAAGGAAUCAGAUUAUUGUUUGGAAAAGCUGCAAAACCCCAUCACAACAACAAAAGACUCUCAGAAUGCACAACCCCCACAGAAAGAGUCAGAAUCAGAAGGACCCAGAAAUAGCAACCACUGAUCCUUGAAUUUUCCAUAGCCGCUUCUCUCAAGUAAGCUUCUGCUAUGGAUUUUCUCUCCGAAUUGAGGCUAACAUCAGUUUUCGGGUUGACGCAAUGGCUGGGUACUUCUCACUAGGUGGGCGAGAGAGGGUGAAUCUACGGGAAGAAGGAGAAGAAGAGAAGGUUGUGCACAACCCUGGAAACGAAAUCCCCUCGAAUAGCUUGUUUUUGUAUAGAAACGAGGAGAUCUACAACAAGGGUUUCGAGCUAUGGCAACAGUACUGUCAUCAACGGCUGCAUCAACCGCAAAAUAUAGUAUUCUCCUCCUCUGCAACAUUCGGAGUCAGCACUCCUAGUGGAAGAACAUACAACCUGUCUGAUGAGUCGUGUAGAUCGGGAUUCACGGUGAUGAGGCAAGGUGGAGGAGGAGGUGGCAUGAAUUGCCAGGACUGCGGCAACCAAGCCAAGAAGGACUGCAUCCAUAUGAGAUGCAGGACUUGCUGCAAGAGCCGAGGGUUUCCGUGCCCGACCCACGUCAAGAGUACUUGGGUUCCUGCUGCCAAAAGGCGUGAGAGGCAACUACAACUCGCUGCUUUCCAACAACAGCAGCAGCAGCAGCAGCAACAACAGGAACAACAACACCAACAACAGCAGAUCCGAGGAGAGAAUCAGAAAAGGCAGAGAGAGAAUCCAGUUGCUCCCGCUCUAGCUACCACCACGUCAGGGUUGGAAGUGGGACACUUUCCCUCUGAAGUUAAUUCUCCGGCCUACUUCCGCUGCGUAAGAGUAAGCGCCAUGGAUGAGGCAGACGAGCAGUUGGCGUAUCAGACUGCUGUUAACAUCGGAGGGCAUGUUUUCAAGGGAAUUCUCUAUGAUCACGGCCCUGAAAGUCGUUAUGGGGGCGAGAGCUCCUCCGGUGGCGGCAGCGGCAGUCAACAACACAAUCUUAUCACUGCACCCCCCGGCGUAACUACUACAAGCAACCAAGCUACCACAUUGCUUGAUCCUUCUUUAUACCCAGCUCCACUCAACGUUUUCAUGGCGGGUACGCAAUUCUUCCCACCCCCAAGACCUUAAACAACCCUCUCUAAGCUUCUUUCCUUCUAACCAGUCUUGAAUUCUAUAUUGUUCCUAAUGUUAUUGUGGUGGUAGCCAGUGCUAUUUUAACGCUCUCUGAAGUAGAGAGUAAAUGAAAAGAGAAAUGACAAAUGAGGAUGAUAUGACUUGGGGAUGUUGGUUUUGUUCAAAUUUCAAUGCAAAAUUUUCAUAGUUAUUUGAUCUUUAUUGGUAACCCAUUAAGCUUCCUGUUAUCAUUUUGAGUGUAUCCCUUUGAGUCUUUGACCAUGUGGAUGUGUGCAGUUUUUGAUAUGAUGUAUCUUCUUUCCCCCUAAAAAUCAGGGUUCUUCUUUGCUUAUCGUUUUUCUCAUUUGGGCUGAUAUUCAAUUCGCUUUCUGGCUUGUCUCGAAGUCGAAGCUGCUUUUUUUCCCGUUUCCCCGUUUACUUGCCGGAUGAAAAUGUGGAAUGAAAUAAUAGCUUUCGUGUUUGGUUAAGCAAAGAAUUUUGAAGUC